UUCAAACAACCUCUAUCUAUCAUGCAGGCCGUAUUCUAAACUACAAUAUAACUUGAUCAAGAACAAUUCUUGAAAACAUAGUUGUAUUUUGUAAAAUGAUACACCCAGAUGCCGUGUACCUAAAAGUAGGUAGAGCCGUACGAUACAUUAAAAACAAUUUUUAUCGCUCUUUAACUCAUAGCUCUAAAUGAGUUCUUAGUAGAAAAAUAUCAGCGAGUAAGACAAUUUUAGAUACGCUUAUUUAUCGAGUUAUAGGUACAUCCGAAUAUUUAAGUUAUAAUAACGUCAUCUGUCCAUCACAAUGGAGUCAUAAAAGAGCAGUUAAUUAAAUCAAGAUGACUUAAAAUGCAGGUCAAAAUGUAGGUGAAAACAGGAUUAAAAACAAAAAAAAAAUUAAUUGAAGAAUAAUGUUAAAAUUAGGAGGGAUAAUAUGUAACAAAAAAUGAAAUAAAAUGAUGCCAAAUAGUCAUAAAGAAUAGAGGAUUUGGAAGACUAAAAAUGGGAAAUGCACAGCAAAGUCUACAACUGGCACCAUUAAAUUUCUUACAUGCAAACAUCUCUUCCAACUGUUUGGUAUGUUAGCAGUUUUAGGAGCAGAUUUCGGAGACAUUUAGAUGGGUUUUGUUCAAUCCUUUGGUCCAAACACAGAAAUUAUCAGAGGAUAGGAGAGAGAGAGAGAAGAGUAAAAUAAAUUAAAAUAAUUAAUAAGUAAAAAUAAAUUUAAAAAAAUCCCACAAAAAUAGACAUAGAAAAUACAGAGCCGGCCAUUGGCUCCAUUUUUUCACAUUUUUUUUUGACAACAAACAUCAUAUUGCAUUUUUCACACCAGAAUAUUCAACCCCAUGUCUUAAAAUCAUUAAUUUAUAUCAAAGUUCCAAUCUUUUUUGAAUAUUUUGAUGAUUCAGUUAUAUGGGUAUGUCAAAGUUUCAAUCUUUGAGACAAUGUGAGUUGUUAUGAUAACGAGGCAAAAAGAAGAGGAAAAAAGAUUGCAUUUUUACUUUUUCUUAGAAUUUUUUUGAGGAAAUUAUUUAAUCUAAGGAUGGAGAUAGAUGAUGGGAAGAGAGAAGAAAAAACAGGGAAUUAAGGAAUGAGCUGAGAUUAGGUAGGAAGAGGAAAAAGGAAGAUAAUGAGCAAAGAUUUUGCUGGUAUCUUCAAGUUCAAGGUAAAGAAAUCAGCCGCAUUAGCAGCAAGAAGAACAAAAACCAACAGCAUCUUUGCAUCAAUGUCUGUUGCCCACAUGGACGACGAGGACCUCGCCGCCACAGGGCCCGGGUCAAGAGCCGGGCCCGGGGAGGCGUACCGAGCCGAGACGGUGUUCACCAAUGGGGAUUUCUAUACAGGGCUGUGGAUUGAUAACCUUCCCCAUGGCAAUGGAAAGUAUUUGUGGAAUGAUGGUUGUAUGUAUGUAGGAGAAUGGCAAAAGGGUAAAGCAAUGGGCAAGGGUAGGUUCACUUGGCCUUCAGGAGCAACCUAUGAAGGGGAAUUCAAAAGGGGUUAUAUGGAUGGAAUUGGAACUUAUACUAAUGCAAAUGAGGAUUCAUAUAAAGGAUUUUGGUCAAUGAAUACGAAACACGGUAAAGGUUCCGAAAAUUUUGCAAAUGGAGAUUACUAUGAAGGGGAAUGGAUAAAGGGGAUGCAAGAAGGUCAAGGGAAAUAUCAAUGGGUGAAUGGGAAUUGUUAUGUAGGUCAAUGGAAAAAUGGAGUUUUUCAUGGUAAUGGUACUUUAAAUUUUGCUAAUGGGAAUGUCUUUGAAGGGUGUUGGGAGGAAGGGUAUCCUAAAGGGGAAGGUACUUACAAAUGGGAAAAUGGAAGUUGUUAUGUUGGUGUUUGGAGUGUUGAACCUAGUGAGCAAAGUGUCACCUAUUACGCGGCAAGUAAUGCUUCUGAUACUGGAGAAGGUGAAUGGGAUCCUCAAGAUUUGUUUAAUGUUGAUAUGAAUGAAUGCAAGAUUUACCCAGGAGAGGAGAUUACCAUGUUUCCAUCACAAAAGGUGGUCAAUUGGCCUAGUUUCAAUGGAAAGACAGCAAGGAAGUUGGUUGAUAGUAGGGCCUCGAAAGCAGGUUGGGAAUAUGAUCAAGAUGGCUCUCCUAAUGGUUUGAAUAGGAGAACUGGAGAGCGUUUGGAAAAUUCCAUGCCACGGAACUUUCGACCUAUUCUACUUCCAAAGACGAUCAAGAAGCAAGGGGAGACUAUCUGCAGGGUGCAUAAAAAUUAUGAGUUGAUGCUCAACUUGCAGCUAGGAAUAAGACAUUCUGUGGGAAGACCUGGGCCGCCAAUAAAGCGUGACCUGAAGUCUUCGGCUUUUGAUCCCAAGGAAAAAGUUUGGACGAAAUUCCCUCCAGAAGGUUCCAAGCACACUCCUCCCCACCCAUCUUGUGAUUUCAAAUGGAAGGACUAUUGUCCUUUGGUUUUCAGGACCCUAAGGACACUGUUCAAAGUGGAUGCAGCUGAUUAUAUGUUAUCAAUUUGUGGCAAUGAUGCCCUUCGGGAGCUUUCAUCUCCGGGAAAAAGUGGAAGCUUCUUUUACUUAACCCAUGAUGACAAGUAUAUGAUUAAGACAAUGAAGAAAUCCGAAGUAAAAGUGCUCCUUAGGAUGCUUCGAGCUUAUUAUAACCAUGUUCGCACUUUUGAAGACACUUUAGUAACCAGGUUCUAUGGUCUUCACUGUGUGAAGUUAACAGGAGCAACACAGAAGAAAGUAAGACUGAAUAAGCCACAGACAGUACUUCCAGUAAAUCUUAUGUACUAUCUGCUAUUUCUACUCAUAGUUUUGCAACUGAUGGAACAGGUUCGAUUUGUUAUAAUGGGAAAUCUCUUUUGUACUGACUAUGCAAUUCACCGGCGGUUUGAUUUGAAAGGCUCUUCGCAUGGGCGUACAACAGAUAAACCCGAGUCAGAAAUUGACCCAACCACCACCCUCAAAGAUUUAGACCUUAACUAUAUCUUCCGAUUACAGAAGUUUUGGUUCCAAGAGUUCUGCAGGCAAGUAGACAGGGACUGCGACUUCCUCGAGCAGGAGAGGAUUAUGGAUUAUAGUCUUUUAGUCGGUUUACACUUUCGAGAUUCUUGUGCAAAAACUUCAGAAGGAAAAGGAGAAAGUAAUAGUGACCUGAUAGCACCUCGGCUUUCGAAAGUAAACGAAACAGAUAAACUAGUUUUUGAUCCUAACCAGUGGGCAUCGAUUAGAUUAGGGAUCAACAUGCCAGCACGAGCAGAAUUGACAAUACGAAAAUCAGAAGAUGGUGAAUUUCAGGUAGUAGAACCAACAGGAGAGUGCUAUGAUGUUAUCAUCUUCUUUGGAAUAAUUGACAUUCUACAAGACUACGAUAUCAGCAAAAAGCUAGAGCAUGCAUAUAAGGCUUUCCAAUAUGAUUCCACUUCUAUUUCUGCUGUUGAUCCUAGGCAGUACUCAAAACGUUUCCGAGAUUUCAUUUACAAGGUAUUUGCAGAAGAUGGGUAAUGGAGAUCAACAUUCAUUCCACAAAAUUUAGCUUUCAGCUCAGAUGCUCGUUUUACAGCCAGGAUUUUCAUUGUAUCAGAAUUUAAGCAGGCGAUUCUGGCCAUCAGAGCAGGCAGCCGGGCAGCAUUCGGCAUGAACAACAUUUUAGGACACAUUCCCAUGACAAAUUGUUUUAGUGAAAAAAAGGUAUAGAUUAACCAAAAAAAAAAAAAAGGAAAUAUAGAAGCUGCUCCUCAAAGAUUAUUUUAACUGUAAAUUACAACUCCUAAAACUCGAAAGAUAAACAGAUUGGUUAGGCUGAUUCUUCUUACACCUCAAAAUUUCAUUUUAUUUUUUCUUUUGGUUCCAGAAAAAUGAAGAACUUGGGGGGUCAAAGUACUAGUUGGUAAUUGUACAGAAUUCAUUGAGGUAAACUUUUUGGUAGUAUAAUUUAUCUAACAGGAAAACGAAAUUCUUACAGUUUUCUUUAUGGUUAUCUCUUGUAUUUUGCGAUUAGAUAUAAUUAGGAGCACAUUCUAAGUCGAAUUUGCCAUAUGACUGCUAAGUCUUAUCAUAAUGCUCUCCCAAUACAUGGAAAAUGAAUUCAUGACAAAAUCACGCAUGCAAUCAACCAAAACAGUUGAGAACAAUACAAGGUGUUCAAAACACCUAAAACAUCAAACCAACAAACACAACCUGAACCUAUAAGUUUCACAUAAUCCUUCCCCACCUUCAAAUCUAGGAAUAAUUAAAAGAAACAUUAUUUUUAUUGUUUAAUAAUUCAACUAUUACAUUCUUAUAAAAAUACCUCAGGUUUACCUUUACCAUUUUUUCUUCCAAGUAUAAAAAUUCUGACUGAAGAUUUGUGUGACAGAAUCAUUGAAGUCAACCAAAACAACAUACUAGUAUACUACUCCGUAGUAAUAAAAGUUUAUAUAAAAAUAUUGAGCCACUAAACAAUAUUGUAAUAAAGUAAAGAUGAAUGGCCUGAAAAAGUUGAAUCCUCGACAGAAUUCUGAUGGUGAACGAUUGAGAUCCACUUACAGAAAAGAAGGAAGAAAAGACGGAAAACAACUAGGCCAGUGAUGUUUUCCAUUUUC
Messenger RNA from Chenopodium quinoa (quinoa), 4539 nucleotides. Its product is annotated as phosphatidylinositol 4-phosphate 5-kinase 6-like. Gene Ontology annotation, biological process: phosphatidylinositol metabolic process. The record is from RefSeq and is a predicted model, not a curated record. Lineage: Eukaryota; Viridiplantae; Streptophyta; Magnoliopsida; Caryophyllales; Amaranthaceae. The coding region runs from base 1127 to 3460 and encodes 777 amino acids. The transcript is spliced from 7 exons. Gene Ontology annotation, molecular function: ATP binding; 1-phosphatidylinositol-4-phosphate 5-kinase activity.